Molecule: messenger RNA, 2631 nt
Organism: Amyelois transitella
Lineage: Eukaryota; Metazoa; Arthropoda; Insecta; Lepidoptera; Pyralidae
Gene: CYLD
Product: ubiquitin carboxyl-terminal hydrolase CYLD
Exons: 12
Coding region: 228-2090 (620 amino acids)
Biological process (GO): protein K63-linked deubiquitination
Cellular component (GO): cytosol
Molecular function (GO): cysteine-type deubiquitinase activity; K63-linked deubiquitinase activity
Source: RefSeq, a predicted model, not a curated record
UCAAAAUCUUGACAAAAUACCUACGUACCUACAAAAAUUUACUUGAAUAGGAUUUUUGGAAGAUAACAUUUCCCAAAAAUCCAUGCAAUACAAAGUAUUCGGUUUUUAAAAUUGAAGGUCGAAAAUCUUUAGAAUCACUUUCAAAUCUUUAAUUAAACUUAUCUGUAAAAUUACUCACAGAAACAGUAUAUUUAUCAUCAAUGUAGUUGACGGUCUUAGCCAAAAUAAUGAGUGAUGAAAAGAAAUAUGGAAAUGGAGAAACAGACAGCAAUCAAAGUACACAGUCGCAGAUUGACCUAUUCAACCUCAUUGCUGGAAGUUGGCCACCAGCCCCUCGUGAGCCCGAGCGCCCCGAGUAUGGAUCAGUGCCCAGGAGCCCCAGGCGAACUAUGCAGCGCUCACCGCAGAAUGAGCGAGUGAAAUCUCUAAACCUUAUCGCACACCUAGCGCCGGAGCGACGUCGCAGAACAACACAUACAGCCCCACAACAAACCCCUGCAGAAGAAACAAGACCAAAGAGCAAAAUGGUCCAAGAACCCAAGAAAGUGGAAACGGGCAUCCUAGUUGAUGUUUGCGGCGGUGAUGCUCCCGAAGAGGUUUACGAUUCGCCAGCACUUGGCUCCCCGCGGCCGGUAGCAUCUUCCAGGGCUUCGCCACUUCAACUGCAAGAAGAUAUCGGAGUCGGAUCGCUAGUUGAAGUGGCCACGGAUGUUGAUCAACAUUACUAUGGUGUUGUACGAUGGAUUGGGAUGAUUGAUGAGACAAUGACCGCCGGCGUGGAACUCGAGCAGAGCGUAUGCGGCUUAGGCGACGGCACGCGUGGAGAUUCGCGCGUAUUUUCUUGCACACCGGGGCGUGCUCUAUUCGUGCCGCUUCCUCUGUGUCGCCGCGACGCCAGGUUCCGCGACACUCCGCCGCCGGACCGGGCUGAUCUCCACGAUGACGAUGAUGACCAACAGCCGGAGUGCCCAGUGGUGGCGGGCGUGGUGCCGCCGCUGAGUUCGCUGGGCUCUCUGGCCGGCAAGAACCGCGGCAUCCAAGGCCACCACAACUCCUGCUACCUCGACGCCACGCUCUUUGCCAUGUUCACCUUUACCAGCGUGUUCGAUGCUCUGCUGUAUAGACCGCCGGAGCCGGAGGACUCGCCUCACUACGCGGAAGUGCAACGCGUCCUCCGCGAGGAGGUGGUGAACCCUUUACGCAAGCACGGCUACGUGCGCGCCGACCGCGUGAUGAAGCUGCGCACGCUGCUGGAGCGGCUCUCCUCCGUGCCCGGCCUCACUUCCGAGGAGAAGGAUCCAGAAGAGUUUUUAAACGGAUUAGUUGCACAAUUAUUAAGAGCAGAGCCCUUUCUGAAGCUGUCGUCGGGGCAGGAGUCAUUUUGUUACCAGCUUUUCGUAGAGAAGGAUGAACAAGUCUCACUGCCAAGUGUUCAACAACUGUUGGAACAAUCGUUCGCCACUUCUGGAGUCAAGCUUAGUGAAGUUCCGGCAGCUUUCAUAAUACAAAUGCCGAGGUUUGGCAAGCAGUAUAAACUAUAUCAGCGAGUGCUGCCUUCGCCUUUGUUAGACGUCACAGAUCUUAUCGAAGGAUUGCCGCGGCAGUGCACGGUGUGCGGCUCGCUGGCGCGCUGGGAGUGCGGCGCGUGCGCGCGCGGCGCCGCGCUCGAGGCGGGCGCGCUCUGCUCCGCCUGUCUGCGCCUCACGCACGCCUCCAGGCACAACCACAAGGCGACCCCACUGACCGUGAGCGACGAGUCGGCAAACAUGUUGGAAUCAUGUCCUGUGCCUCGCGUGUACAUGGAACUAUUCGCAGUGCUGUGCAUCGAAACCAGCCACUAUGUGGCCUUCGUCAAGGCUGGCGUGGGCCACGACGCGCCCUGGUGCUUCUUCGACUCCAUGGCUGAUAGGAAAGGCGAGCGCCACGGCUACAACAUCCCGGAGAUCGUGUCGAUCUCGUCGCUGAGCUCGUGGCUGUCGCUGGAGGCGGGCGAGCGCGCGGCCGCCGCGCCGCCGCCGCACGCGCGCCGCCUGCUCGCCGACGCCUACAUGUGCUUCUACCGCAGCCCCGACGUGGCCAUGUACCGGUAGCCACCAGUGUUCACAGUUAAAUGGCUUAUUAUUUUACUUUAUGCGUUUACUAAAAAUAGAACUAUGACAUAUGUACGUACAGGUUGUCUGGUAAAUCGCGUUACAUGUUUAAAAAGGCCACUCAGUGAUUCUCGUUCCAAAUAAUAAGGAAAAUAUAUACAUACCUACAUAUAAUCACGUCCAUAUCCCUUGCGGGGUAGAGCCAACAAUCAAAAAAGACUAAUAAGCCACGUUUAGCUGUUUGGCUUAAUGAUAGAAUUGAGAUUCAAAUAGUGACAGGUUGCUAGUCUGUCGCCUAAAAGAAGAAUCCCAAGUUUAUAAGCCUAUCCCUUAGUCGCCUUUUACGACAUCCAUGGGAAAGGGAUGGAGUGGUCUUAUUCUUUCUUUUCUAAUGGAGCCGGAAACCACACGGCAUAUCAGUCGCAAAACAUUUUAGCCCAAAUAAGUAUGGCCACAAGUUUGUAUAUGAAUGGAAUAAAAUAUUUUUGAAUUAGUAUAGAAAUAAAUAUUGUAUAUACAUUUUUUUUUCUGUUGUUAAUAA